This is a messenger RNA of Maylandia zebra (zebra mbuna), 623 nucleotides long. Lineage: Eukaryota; Metazoa; Chordata; Actinopteri; Cichliformes; Cichlidae. The record is from RefSeq and is a predicted model, not a curated record.
AGUCUUAUUUCAAGCCAUAAAUUUAUUUUUCUUGCCUUUCCUGCCCAGACAAAGUCCUACACCUGUUUGCGUCAGCUGACUCUUACUGGGACGUAGCAAAGCAAUCAUUGAAGUUUGGUUCUGCAGGUCAACAUGUUUCGAAACGAUGGAGCUAAAAUGAGGGUGUGUGUGAUGCUGUUUGUUGUCUUGCUGUUGAAUGGAACUCUGAGUGAAUCUCAGAGAGAUGGCUCUGUCAUUAUUAGAGAUCCAGAUAUCAGUGCCUCCUGGUACACAGGCAGGGGGAUCAGACCCCUUGGGAGAUUUGGUCGAAAAGCUGCAAGAAGAAAUGAACUUCUGGCUUUCAUCACAGCGAGAGUUUAUAGACCAACAGCUGACAGUGGCGUUUGGAUCACACAAUGAGAACACUGUGGAUCAUUGAAUAGCUGCUAUGCUCUCAUUUUUUUAGGUUAAGUAAUGGAAUUGGUCUUAGAUUUAGGAGUUUUCUAACAUUACAUUCAGUUAUUUUCUGUAAAUUCUGUAUAAAUAAUUUGUGUUUUCUGCUCUACAAGCAUGGGGAUAAAAGAACAUAUGUAAGAAAAGCAACAUGUAAAGUUGAAAGUGUUACAAUUAAAGGAAUCCAUGAA